GACCCUCCGAUUUUUUUUUGCCGCAACGCAAUUGAGUCUCCAUUCAUUCGUUUGCGUAUGAAUCAUAAUCCCACUCGGAUUGAAGUUAAUGCUCCUUAUUUAUCCCAGUGACUGUCGAGCUCCGUUGUCGUAUUUUUCCUCUUGCCUUUAUAGCUUUACCUUCCUACAGUGUGUCUCUAUUUCUACCCGCCUGUCCGUCUCACAUCUCGUCCGAUUGUCGAGUCACUUCGGUAGACCCUCGCCUCCGAUUCUCUCACCGCAACCCACCAACAGACACAUUAAUCAUGCCUGCGAUCGACACAGCGUCACCGAUCGAGGUGGCCGAGGAUGUGCGAGUUCUAGGAUACGAUCCAUUGAUCCCACCGGCACUUCUGCAAAGCGAGAUCCCGGCGUCACGGACGUCGCUGGAGACGGUGGCACGGGGGCGGAAAGAAUGCAAAGAGAUCAUCCACCAGCGGGACGACCGACUGCUGGUGAUGGUGGGACCAUGCUCGAUCCACGACCCGGCGACGGCACUCGAGUACGCCGAGCGACUGAAGAAACUGGCCGAGAAGCUGUCGGCGGACCUAUGCAUCGUGAUGCGAGCAUACCUGGAGAAGCCGCGGACGACGGUCGGCUGGAAGGGACUGAUCAACGACCCGGACAUUGACGAGUCGUACAAGAUCAACAAGGGCCUGAAAGUCUCGCGCCAGCUCUACUCCGACCUGACCAACAUGGGCAUGCCGAUCGCCAGUGAAAUGCUCGAUACCAUCUCGCCUCAGUUCCUCGCCGACCUGAUCUCCCUGGGCGCCAUUGGCGCCAGAACCACCGAGUCCCAAUUACAUCGGGAACUGGCCUCGGGUCUCUCGUUCCCCAUCGGCUUCAAGAACGGCACGGACGGUUCCUUGUCCGUGGCCAUUGACGCCGUCGGCGCCGCUGCCGCCCGACACCACUUCAUGGGUGUCACCAAGCAGGGCCUGGCCGCCAUCACCAAGACGGCCGGGAACGAAGACGGAUUUGUGAUCCUGCGCGGCGGCUCCAAGGGCACAAACUACGACGCCGACAGCGUCAAGGCCGCCAGAGAGGCCCUGAGACAAAAGGGCCAGCGCGAGGUCAUGAUGAUCGAUUGCUCUCACGGCAACUCAAAGAAGAACCACCGGAAUCAGCCCUUGGUUGCCCAGACUAUCGGAGACCAAUUGCGCCAGGGCGAAGACGCCAUCGUUGCCGUUAUGAUCGAGUCCAACAUCAAUGAGGGCAACCAGAAGGUCCCUCCCGAGGGCGGUCUUGCCAGCCUGAAGAAGGGCGUCAGCAUUACCGACGCCUGCAUUGACUGGGACACCACCGUCGAGGUGCUCGAGCAGCUGGCUGAUGCUGUCCGAACACGAAGACAGGUCAAGGCCAAGCAGCAGAACGGCACCAACGGUGUGAAUGGUCACCAUUGAGACGGUUGGACCACGAGCGAUUGGCAUGGCCAACCAUACUCUUGCCCAGCCAGUGACUUUCUCCAGUGACUCUAUCCGAAGAGAAAAGAAUAUGAAACUCAUCGCUGGCAUCGUCGUGGCUGGUCGACCCCGUUUCCUGGUCUGUUCGUCUUUGAGUAAAAGCUAGCCCAUGAUAGAGUGGGGGAUUGGGCUCAAAAAGCCAAAAUACCGCAUCACAUUUCGUUCAGGGUGAUGGUGUUGGUGGAAGCACAGGAGUUACCUUAUUUAUCCUUACCUUAUUUAUCCUUUGGCUCUGAAACGAGCCUUCCGAGAAGGGAGAGGAGAUACGUAGCCCUUUAAAUGAGACAGGAGGAAAUGAUCGGAAUCAUUAAGUCGUAUUAUUAAGCAUACAUUGUGGACGAUCAUCCCAUAUGCCGUGCUAUCCUCGUAACACCAUGCUGCUAUCAACCAG
Messenger RNA from Exophiala dermatitidis NIH/UT8656, 1872 nucleotides. RefSeq names its product phospho-2-dehydro-3-deoxyheptonate aldolase, tyrosine-inhibited. Gene Ontology annotation, cellular component: cytoplasm. Gene Ontology annotation, biological process: aromatic amino acid biosynthetic process. The record is from RefSeq and is a predicted model, not a curated record. The transcript has a single exon. The coding region runs from base 285 to 1421 and encodes 378 amino acids. NCBI's taxonomy places the organism in Eukaryota, Fungi, Ascomycota, Eurotiomycetes, Chaetothyriales, Herpotrichiellaceae. Gene Ontology annotation, molecular function: 3-deoxy-7-phosphoheptulonate synthase activity.